Cyprinodon tularosa is the source of this 1019-nucleotide messenger RNA. It is a transcript of the gene scamp5a, whose product is annotated as secretory carrier membrane protein 5a. The record is from RefSeq and is a predicted model, not a curated record. Gene Ontology annotation, cellular component: recycling endosome membrane; trans-Golgi network membrane. NCBI's taxonomy places the organism in Eukaryota, Metazoa, Chordata, Actinopteri, Cyprinodontiformes, Cyprinodontidae. Gene Ontology annotation, biological process: protein transport. The transcript is spliced from 7 exons. Bases 288 to 980 code for a protein of 230 amino acids.
AAAAAAAAAAAAGGACCACUUGUCACGUGACCGCCCCUGACUCCCAGCUCCAUCAUUUAGAGGAAAAACGACACAAAGAUAAAUCUGUGUUUCUGAGCAGCUUUAUAUAUAAUUUCAUCUUUUAAUCGGUGGAUGUUAGCUGAGCGGAAAUCAUAGGAUGAAAUUAAACCGAACAGGAUUAUAGCAUCAUUCCCGGAUUGCAAACAGGAGUUUUCAGUUUUGAACGCAGCUCCGAUUGAAGUUUCUGCACCUGUUUGGAAGGUGGAGGCAAACACUGACCAGUGAUCAUGGCAGAAAACAACUUCCCUCCCCUGCCUAGAUUCAUCCCCCUAAAGCCAUGUUUUUACCAGGACUUCAAUGAAAUUCCAGACCAUCAGCGCACCAUGUGCAAGAGGCUCUACUACCUCUGGAUCUUGAACACUGCCACACUAGCCGUGAACCUGAUUGGCUGCCUGGCCUGGAUGUGCGGCGGAGGAGGAGCCACUAACUUUGGCAUGGCCUUCCUGUGGCUCAUACUCUUCACUCCUUGUUCCUACGUGUGCUGGUUCAGGCCCAUCUACAAGGCUUUUAAGACCGACAGCUCUUUCAACUUCAUGGCUUUCUUUUUCGUCUUCAUGGCUCAGGUGGUGAUAAGUAUCAUCCAGUGUGUCGGCAUCCCAGGGUGGGGGGUCUGUGGCUGGCUGGCAACCAUCACCUUCUUCAGCACCAACAUCGGCUCAGCUGUAGUCAUGCUGAUUCCCACCAUCAUGUUUACUGCCGUGGCGGUGCUCUCCUUCGGCGCCCUCGCUAAGGUGCAUAAUUUCUACCGUGGCAGCGGCGGCAGUCUGGGUAAGGCCCAGGAGGAGUGGACCACGGGGGCCUGGAAGAACCCACACGUCCAGCAGGCGGCUCAGCAGGCGGCCAUGGGCGCCGCACAGGGAGCGAUGCAGCAGAACCAGUACUCAGCGGCUCCCACCUACAAUUAUGACGACCCGAUGUAGGACAGGCGGGCGAGCGGAGAGAGAGAGAGAGCUAAAAAG